Rotaria socialis is the source of this 1089-nucleotide messenger RNA. The record is from the annotation of a GenBank genome assembly. NCBI's taxonomy places the organism in Eukaryota, Metazoa, Rotifera, Eurotatoria, Philodinida, Philodinidae.
AUGAUGACGAUGGAACGAACCUCAUUGGCUAAUACAAUUGAAUCUCUUCUCGAUCAUCGUAGUGAUGUUAGUGAUGCGAACAGUGUUGAUUCAGCGUUUAGUAUUGAAAAUGGGGUUGUUACAACACCGGAGCCCAUCGAACAUUCAACAUCAUCUGCAACAUUACUGAAUGAAUUACAAAGAGUUAAGGAAGAUCUUAAAAGUAAAGAUAUUGAAAUACAACGAGCUCAUGAAAUACGUGAAAAUACAGAUCGAGAAAUUGAAGAUCUUACGGCAUCUCUAUUUGAAUCUGCUCAUUCCAUGGUUGAACAAGCAAAAUAUGCUCAAGCUAAUGCUGAACAAAAACUUAAAACUGCAAAUCAAACAGUCGACGCUCUUGUUCUUGAAAAUACUCAACUAAAGAAAAGUGUUAGUGAACUAAAAGAAAUCAUAAAUAAUUGUCGUUCAUCAUUAAUACCAAAUCGUUCGUCACCAGUAACAUCCGUUCUAUCAUCAACGGAACAACAACCAGAAUCAAGUAUUCGUCGAAUAGUACGAGAAAAACUUCACAAACGUUCAUCAUCAGAUCUACAACAAUCAUUAUCAUCAAUUGAUAUAUCAACAAAAAUGGAUACUAAUGUUAAUGAUUCGCCUAUGGUUGAUACUGUUUUAUUAAGAGAAUUUGCACGUUGGGAAGAAAAACCCUUGAUAGGAUGUGAUUCGUCUGCAUUUAUGCAUCGAAUUUAUAGUGAAGAUAUUUUACCAUGUUUAACAUUCCCGAAUGCUGAUCUUUCAUCAAGAAUUCUUACAGCCAUUGAACAGAACGAUGUAACUAUGGAAACAUGUCAUAUGAGAACAAUAGAUGAAAAUAUGAAAAUUUGCUCAUUGAUGGGCGAUCUUUGCCAAUGUAAUUAUCGUGUUCGAUUAGGUGAAAACGGUGAAUGGUAUCCCAUAUCACGUUUAUCAAGAAAUCGAAUUGCUUCUGUUUGUGAUUUUUUUACUUUCAUUCGUCAUGUUCAAUCGGGACUUGUCAAAAGUGAUACACGAAAUCGUUAUAACAAAAUCAUUGAGCUUCGAAAACAAAUGGCUUUUGCACGUCUUGGUUUAUGA